Messenger RNA from Lytechinus variegatus (green sea urchin), 4109 nucleotides. Its product is annotated as leucine-rich repeat-containing G-protein coupled receptor 5-like. The transcript is spliced from 16 exons. Gene Ontology annotation, cellular component: membrane. NCBI's taxonomy places the organism in Eukaryota, Metazoa, Echinodermata, Echinoidea, Temnopleuroida, Toxopneustidae. Gene Ontology annotation, biological process: G protein-coupled receptor signaling pathway. Gene Ontology annotation, molecular function: protein binding; G protein-coupled receptor activity; protein-hormone receptor activity. The coding region runs from base 1 to 3924 and encodes 1307 amino acids. The record is from RefSeq and is a predicted model, not a curated record.
AUGGCGCCUCGUCAUUUAAAUCAGUUACCAGGUUACCGCUUUGAUUCGCGACCAGUUAUGCGCAAGUGUGAACUUCAACAAAAAGUGAAGAAAAUUGAGAAAGAACUGGCAGCAGCAGAAAUCACCCAUGAGGAACAGAAGCAUUACUCCAGACAUGCCAGAAGGAACAAUCUCCGUGCGUAUGGGAUGCCAGAGGUAGCAAAUGAAGACACCGAUGCUCUCACCAUUGACCUCAUCGACACCAAGCUCAAACUGGACAUCAGCGUCACGACAAAUGACAUCGAUAGGAGCCACCGCCAUGGACAGAGAUCCCCUCCCUCGGGGGUCGAUCAAUUGAAUUGUUACACCUACUUUGAACAAGUUCAGAACUCGCAGAUAGGGGCAGAUAGAGAAGGAGAUCUUGGUUACAACUCAUUCGGAAACCUACACGGAGGAGCAUUCGAGCACUUGCCAAGAUUGCUGGAAUUAAGUCUCAUCGGGAACAGUAUCGCACACAUUGACGAUGACGCAUUCAGAGGUCUCUAUAAUUUACAACUCUUGAUCCUUCAAGUUAACAGUUUAACCGAGUUCCCUACCGAGCCUCUAAGACUGGUGUCCCACAGCCUUAAAUCCAUACUAUUAGAUGACAAUGCCAUCAGUAAUCUGACGGAUGACGCUCUCAUUACGAUCCCAGACAUCCACCAUCUUUCUCUGGAUAGCAACCACCUCUCUCAAGUACCAGAGGGCGCCCUCCGAGCCACGUCCAAACUUCAGUUCCUCUCUUUGGCCAACAAUAACAUCCGCCAGCUCCACCCCUAUGCCUUCAUCAGCAACCCAAGACUGGAAACAUUAAAUCUUGCUAAAAACAAGAUAAGCUACAUCCCGGAUCACGCUUUCUUCGGCCUUCGCCAGCUUGCUGAGCUGCAUCUCAAUAAUAAUCCCAUCAGGGGAGUUGGGACCAAGGCUUUUACCAACCUUUCCGCUCUUACCGUCCUAGCCAUAUCAGAUGCUAAGAACCUUCAAGAAUUUCCAGACCUAAACGGGACAUUUAACCUACAAGAAAUAACCCUAAACCGAUGCAAUAUCAAACAUCUACCAGAAGAUUUAUGCUCUCAUAUGACAAGUCUCCGUAAAAUUGAUUUCCACUCCAAUCAGAUCAGCGUGAUUCCAGACCUUUCGGGGUGCACUCAACUGAGAAUGAUAGAUCUGAAAGUUAAUCAGAUAACCUCACUGAGGGGUCAACCUUUCUUCUCCCUUUUCCAUCUCCUCGACCUGACUCUCAAAUCAAAUCUCAUCCAGGCUAUUCCUCAAGAUGCUUUCCUCGGGCUCGAAAAUCUCAACUACUUAGAUCUUAGUGAUAACAGAAUCACAGCCAUACAUCCACAGGCAUUUGUAUCGGUUGGAAAACUCGAACAUCUCAAUCUCGUCAGCAACAUGUUCCCAACCCUGCCGCAUGAGGGCCUGACAUCCUUGAUCACCCUUCAGACGACAGAAAAUAAAUACCUCUUGGACAUCCCGCCCCCGGAUUCACUGCCCCGUAUCCAACACAUUGUAACAUCGUACGGGUACCACUGCUGCCUCUAUCUUGGACUGGAUAGAGUAGAGCGCCCUCCAAUGACCGAGACUAUCACAUGGUCAUCGAGGUCCCACUUCCCAGGGUCGGACCAUUUCUCAGAUGACGACAACAGUAGCUGGUUUUCAAGCAUCGCGAUGAUGGAGACUCCGUCCGUCCGGCGAAGCUCCCACUAUGACAACUCAGAUUACUGGCAGUCGAGCCUAGAUAUACAAGAUAACUACUACAUGCACGAUGUAGGGAGUGCAGUCUUCAUCCAGCCGAGUUAUAAUAUCUCAUGUAAACCUCUGCCAGGUCCCUUUCUCCCAUGCAAGGAUCUCUUUGGGUCGUGGUUUCUCAGAGUGAGCGUCUGGUUUGUCUUUCUUCUCGCUAUAGUCGGUAACGCCACCGUCAUCAUUGUCAUCUUUCUAUCUCACUCCAAGAUGGAUGUCCCUCGGUUCCUCAUCUGUAACUUAGCCAGUGCAGAUUUCGCCAUGGGGUUGUACCUCAGUAUCCUCGCGAGCAAGGAUGCGGCGAGCCUCGGUGUGUUCCGUCAAUCGGCUGUCCAAUGGCAGCUGGGGAAUGGAUGCAGGGUGGCUGGUUUCCUGGCUGUGUUCUCCUCCGAGCUCUCGAUAUACACCCUGACGACCAUCACCUUAGAGAGGUUCUAUGCCAUCAAGCAUGCCAUGCAUCUGGAGAAGAGGUUGAAGUUAAGACGGGCAAUCAUCAUCAUGGCUAUUGGAUGGAUUUUCGCAAUCACCAUCGCGACCUUGCCGCUCUUGAAGUAUGGCAUCAAUCACUACAGAUACGCCGUUUGCCUUCCGGUGAAGGUCGAUGAUACUAAGUCUCUGAUUUACGUUGCGACUAUAAUGAUUUCAAACGGACUAGCCUUUGUAAUCAUCCUGCUUUGCUAUACCAGCAUCUAUUGUUCCAUUCAGGGAUCCCAUGCCUGGAAUUCCAAUGACUCCCGGGUGGCCCGUAGAAUGUCCCUGCUGGUUUUUACAGAUUUUGUGUGCUGGGCACCAUUUGCCAUAUUCGCAUUAGCAUCUGCCUUUGGCAAGGACUUGAUCCCGCUGGCAGGAUCGAAGGUCCUUAUUGUUUUUGUACUCCCUGUUAACUCUUGCGCCAACCCUUUUCUGUACACCCUCCUGACAAAGCAGUUCAAGAAAGAUUGCAGGACAAUCUGGAGAAGGUUUGCAACCCAUACAGUCCUGCGCAGAAGAUCCUUACGGUCUGCAGCAACCAUAAGCCUUGGUCGACAGCUUCAGGCCAGUAACACAAUGCAGACUGUUCGAACUCCGUUCCAGCAAACAUCAGUAAGCCAGGAAGGAAUGCUUGGAGAUUACAACGGAGUUGUAGGCGGAGACCGGACCACAACCAAUGAAAUAUUGGAGACAUCCACAACAAUCCCAGGAAACUCUGUUGUUCAUAGACCAUCCUUUCAGUACCAGUUGAGCAGCGACUCUUUCGGUAACAUGCUUUCUCCUGACAUGAGCAUCUCAGAUCAAGAUCAAUCCAGGAGAGGCUCUGGGUCCCCCUUAAUUGAUAGGCUUCGUAACGGCAAGCCAUGUUCCCCAAAGAAGGUUCAGACAGGUUGGACAAGGUUCUCACUCCGUCGCAAACUUCCUUUCUUGAGAAGGUCAGAACGAGGAAAGGAUGUGUCAAUGACAGUCGCUAAUCACGACAGGACAAACUACCUCCCGAAUCACACCAGGAGGAAAUCGUCAGUAGAUGUCAUCAAACAGAAGCGGUUGGAUGAUUUGAUAGAGCGGAGUCAAGAGGUUUCCCCGGCCCCAUCCCCUCUUCGGGGUCAGGAAUUUUUUUCUAGUCCCAACAGGAAUGAGAACAACGACAACACGGACAGUUUCAAUGAUGCCUCAAGCUACCAUACUGCUUUUUGCGAGAGUCCAGCCAGAACUGCCACAAAUGCCAAACUGUCUUUCUCUCGCCGCAGUACGGUGGAAGAGGCCGAAAUGUGCCAACUUAUGGAAUCAAAAAGCUCACAAAGGAGUUCAUGUACUCCACACAUCAAUAAUGAGCCGGACGAAUCAAGCAAAUUCAUCACCAGCUUUUGCACCGAAGAACGUCAAAAUGUGGACCUCGGUGAUGAUUUAGGUGAGGACAUCGUCGCGAAAAGCAAUGACGAAGAUAUAGACCUGACAGGGGGCACCCAAAGUUCUGAGAAAGCGAACUUACACCAUUGGCAUCAACCCAACCAAGGCCCUAUCCCUAGUAUAACCAUCGAACACCUCUCUCCAGCUCAUUCCCAACGGGUCCUUAACCAAAGUAACGUCCUCGAUGAGGAUUUAACGAAAGAUAAACAAGAACCAAUGCUGCAGAUAUUUGGAGCCUUCGAGACCAGACACAUUGGACCAAAGGAGAGCACUGUCUGAAGAUAACUUUUUUGUGAAGAUUUAUGUGCGAUUAUAUUAUAUGCUUUUUUAAAAGACAGAUUUUUCUAAGUUUCAAAAUGUUUUAAAUGUGAAGGACCAUCAUUGCCUUCCUCAAUGGACCUUAUCAAUCAAGUCUCCUUAUAAAGAUAACUUUUUUUUCUUACGAUUAUCUGGUAUCAAAUUAU